Messenger RNA from Lolium perenne, 804 nucleotides. Lineage: Eukaryota; Viridiplantae; Streptophyta; Magnoliopsida; Poales; Poaceae. The record is from RefSeq and is a predicted model, not a curated record.
AUGGCGAGUGGCGAGCCGCGGAGGCUAGCAAGUGGCGAGUCGUGGAGGCUGGCGACUGGCGAGUCCUGGAGACAGUCGUCCGGCCAGUCCCCGAGCGUGGCGAAGGUGCAGGCGAUGCUGAUGGCAAGGAUGACUGAACUUUCUACGCGUCUCCGCUCUCUCCCUCUCUCCCGCCGACGCUCCGCCUCCGCGCCGACGCUCCACCUCUCUCGCCACCUCUCCCCCUCUCCCGCCGACGCUCCGCCUCCGCGCCGCCGCCCACCCUCCGGCUACCACGGCGUUCGGGCGCGGCCAAGCGGCCGAUUCGACGCGGAGAUUCGUUCCGGCGAGGAGCGGAUCCGCCUCGGCACCUUCGACACGGCGCACGAGGCGGCGCGGGCCUACGACGCCGUCGCGUGGCGGCUGGGCAGCUCCCGCCGCCAGAUGAACUUCCACGACGUGUUCACGCGGGAGCAGGCGGAGAUGCUCGCGCCGCCGCCGCCGAUGAUCACGCGGGAGCAGCAGCACCUGCUCAUCGCCGAGCGCGACGAGGCGCUCCGCGUUGAAUGGGCGCGCCGCUUCCCGGAGGACGUCGCCGCCACGGCGGCCUUCUACGCGGAGAAAGAGAAGAAGGAGGAGGAGAAGGCGGCGGAGAAGGCGAAGAAGAAAGCUUCGCGCGAGAAGCGCCGCGCCGAGUCCGCGGCGAGAAAGGCGGCGAGGGCCGCGAAGCGCGUCGAAUCCGCGUUUACAGCGCCAGAUUUUACGACGCCUGUUGGAGAUGCUCUGAAUAGAGUUGCUGCUGCAGCGUGCGUGGAGCGUCGCUGA